AUGAGUCUCCCGGAUGACUCUCCCCACACCCCGUCGCUCUUCCGGUGGUCGCCAUAUUCAAUUAAACGGACCAUGUUCUCAUGGCUCCUUUUAAUUACUGUGGUUUAUGCUGUCCAGCCACCUCCCUCUUACCGUCCCUUUAUUGUGAACAACUUUGAUUUGAAUGAUUACCAUUCCCAUAAUACGGUAAGCUUGAUUAAAAUAAUCUUUACUCCCUGUUUCAAUAUGAUGACGUUAUCCAGAUAUUUUAGAUUCUAAGAUUCUUGAACUCGAUACAAAAUAAUCGGAGCAGAGUUCGGUCCCUUGGGCUCUCAUCCGAACAGAGACAUAUUCCAAUUGUAAAGGUAAUAACAUUUUUAUUUGGAUCUCCUUCUUACAGAUCAGUGCUCUCGACACUACCAGACCCCCUGUAGAGGUCUUCAUCGAUGCUGGCUUCCAUGCUCGAGAAUGGAUCAGCGUAGCCACGGCGCUUCGACUCAUUUACAAUGUAAACAUCUUGCUGCAAGAAUUUUAUUAACUGUUUUAGCUAUCAAGAACAAAUGAUUGGCCUUCGAAUGUCAACAUUUAUGUUGUCCCCGUCGCCAAUCCAGAUGGUUAUGAGUACACGAGGACAUUCGACCGUGAUUGGAGGAACACUCGGUCUAUUCUGGCACCCAAUUUCAGGAACUGUAGAGGCGUGGAUGCAAAUCGGAACUUCCCUUUCCAUUGGGCGGGACAAGGGACCUCAAACGAUCCUUGUUCGUAAGUAGCGUCUUCACAUUGGAUGAUUAAUUAAUGAAUUAAAAAUAUCAAGCCUAGUUCAGAGAGAUCUACCACGGCCCGCGCCCUCUGAGUGAGCCCGAGGCCAGAGUUGUCGCCCAGUUUCUCUCGAAGCACGCGAAUACCCUCAGGGCAUACAUCAGUCUCCACUCAUACCAUAAUGCGAUCUUAGUGCCCUUUGGUUAUAGAAGUAACGCCAGGCCGAGAGAUUAUGAUGAAUUGGUAUGGGAAUAUCAUGAAUCGGGGAUGCGAUUGUUUAAUUAGUAAUGUCGCAUGUUUUGUUUACAGAUGUGGACCGCCUUGGAUAUGACUAGAGCCAUGAAUUCGCUCUAUGGAAACAAUUACACGGCCAUAAACUCAGCCCAACUUUGUGGGUUUUCUAUCAUAUGAAAGAAGGAUACUUUAAAUGACAUUAUCUUUCGUAGUUUAGAUCCAGCAGCUGGCUGCAGCGAUGAUUACGCCAAAUCCCUGGGCAUCAAGUACGUGUACACGAUGGAGCUGACGACGGGAGAGUUCAAUCGACAAUAUGUUGGCUUCGAAACACCCAGAGAACUAAUCCAACAGACCUAUGAUGAAGUCCGCGCAGCUCUGUUGACAUUACUUUUGAAGGUUUCCGAGCUGUAG
Molecule: messenger RNA, 1383 nt
Organism: Bursaphelenchus xylophilus (pine wood nematode)
Lineage: Eukaryota; Metazoa; Nematoda; Chromadorea; Rhabditida; Aphelenchoididae
Source: the annotation of a GenBank genome assembly